This is a messenger RNA of Ilex paraguariensis (yerba mate), 2997 nucleotides long. Lineage: Eukaryota; Viridiplantae; Streptophyta; Magnoliopsida; Aquifoliales; Aquifoliaceae. The record is from the annotation of a GenBank genome assembly.
AUGAGAGAGGGGUUGAGAUCAAGUGCUGUGGCGCAAAAAAUUGAGGUUGAUUUGAAAAUAGAUAUUGAUAAUGAUGCUAAAAUCAAGGAUGAUUCGAGCUCGAAGAAUGACGACGAUGGCAUCAGCGGUGAAAAGAAAUCAGUUGAAGACUUGGCUAUUUCUUCUGUAAAAACAGAGGCUGAGGAGAAGGGAAGCGAGCCUGAAAUUGUGGAAUGCUGCAAAGAUGCUGAUGCCGAUGCAAUUACUGAUGUUGAUGUCAAUGCUGAUGGUGUAACUGAUAAAAGUGGCUGUAAGUUUGCUAUAGGUGGGCAGGGGAGGAAAAGGAAACAGGUGGAGAGUCCCGAGGAGGGCAAGGAUGACACCGACAAUGUUGAUGAGAAGAAAGGAGUUUUGGUUUUAAUGUCAAAUGCUUUGGAUUUUGUAGAAGGUUUGGCUCUUUCAACCCAAGAAAAAAAAGUCGGCGAGACAAGUGCGACUGUACAUGUGGAAUGUAGUAACCAUGUCAAUGCUGGUUUUGCUGUGAGUUCCGAUUCUCACGGUGGUAUUAAUAACGAUAGGCGUGAACUUGGUAAAGGCCGGAGGGGAAGAAAAAGAAAGAAGGUGGACAAUCCGAAAGAGGAAGCUGAAGCCACUAAUGCAGGUGAUGUGGAGAAGAGGGGGUUACAUUUGAAUUCAAGUAACUCAGGUUAUGUCAACAAUUCAGUUCUUUCUUCCUCUGAAAGUAAACUUGAGGAGGAGAGAAGUGGAUUUGAACUUGUGGAGUGCAGAAAAGAUGCUGAUCAUCGCGUCAAUUUGGGUGCCAAUAGUGAUGGUGAUAUCGAUGCCAAUGCUGAUAAAGCUACGCAUAAGCCUGAAAAAGGCCGACGGGGGAGGAAGAGAAAAGUAGUGUUGAGUUCUGAAUGCAAUGAGGAUGAUGUGGUUGGGAGAAAGACUGUCAACAAGGAGUCUUUGGAUGGUAGGAUGCAGGUUGUUGGGAGGGUUUUGCGGUCUAAGACAAUGUCGAUGAAUGGUGACGAAAAGGUUUUUGAUGGCGGAAAGGGUGUGGGUGGACACAGAAAGAAGGGAUUUGUUCAAUCAGACAAGAAAAAGGUCGAGAUGGAAAAGGGUGAAAGUGUUCGAAUGAUUGGCAGACCAUGGAAAAGAAUAAAAGGGCAACGCGGAAGGCCCCCCAAGGUUAAGUGGAUAAAUGGGGUAUCUCUGGUGAUUGGUGACGAGAAAGAAAAGGUUAUGGGGUCCAAAAAAAAUAGCGGUAACAAGGCCUCAGGGGUGAUCAAUGUUGAGAAAGAAAAAGUUACAAGGUCCAAGGGAAAGAGUGAUCGACCAAAGGAUCAGAGCAAGCGCAACAGGCUAACCAGUUAUUCACAUCAGGUGGGGAGGAGUGAUAAUGGAGAACAGUUAGAAACCAACAAGCACAAGACAGAAGGGGAAGUGGGGCGUAGGGAAGAAAAACAGUUAGUGAGAGAACAGAUAAUCAGCAUGCUUAAGAAAGCAGGAUGGACUGUAGAAUAUCGACCCAGGCAAAGCAGAGAGUACCUCGAUGCAGUAUAUGUCGAUCCUGAAGGAAGAACUUACUGGUCAGUCACCUUGGCCUACAGGAAGCUUAAAGAGAAAGUUGAAGAUGGAGUUGCUGACAAUAAGACCAUUUCUGCCUUUAUUCCUAUACCAGAGGAGGUAUUCAGCAAACUUUUUAGGGUGACACAAAUGAAAAAGGAGAAAGGUAUAAAAGUGAAGACUAAGAAAAGAAUCACUGGAAAGAAGUUGUUUAAGAAUAAAUCUUCUACAAACAGCAUGGGGGGCUUGAAGGUGAGAGGAAAUCUUAAUUCUGCCAUAAGGCCAGGUGAUAAAUCAUCAAAUAAAAAAAUGAAAGGAAACACAUUGCAUUGUGAACAAGGGAAUUCGGCAGAGCCAGAACGCAAGGGAAUGCCUAGAUCAGCUCGGGAAGAGAGAAAAAGUAGAAAGCCAUGUGCUCUCUUGAUUCGUAGCUCUGAGAAGGGGUUGGAUCCAGAUGGUGAUGGUUUUAUAGAAUAUACUGGGAAGCGCAGUCUUCUUUCCUGGAUGAUUGACUUGGGAACCAUUCUGCCUGGUGGGAAGGUGCAGUAUAUGGACAGUAAGAGGACAAGAGUACUGCUUGAGGGACAGAUUACCAGAAACGGCAUUCAAUGUGGUUGCUGUCAUGAAAUACUUGGAAUUUCAAAUUUUCAGUCACAUGCUGGAUGUCAACUGUAUCAGCCAUUUGAAAAUAUAUACUUACAGUCUGGUGUUUCUCUUCUGCAAUGCCUAGUUGUUUCAUGGAGUAAACAAGAAGAGAAUAAGAAUAUUGGAUUCCAUUUUGUGGAUACUGAUGGUGAUGACCCCAAUGAUGAUACAUGCAACAUGUGUGGAGAUGGUGGUGUCUUAAUCUGUUGCGAUGGAUGCCCGUCAACAUUCCAUCAAAGCUGCUUAGACAUCCAAAAGUUCCCUUGUGGUUAUUGGCGAUGUCUUUACUGUUCAUGCAAAUUCUGCGGGACAGUUGAUGGGAGCCCUUCUCAGAAGGAUGAUAAUCACGAUACAUGUGUGAAUGAACUGCUUUCAUGCCGUUUGUGUGAGGAAAAAUUCCACCAAUUGUGCAUCCAGGGUAAGGAUGCUAUAGAUGUCAAUUCCAAACAUCCAUCUUUUUGUGGGAGGAACUGCCAGCAGCUCUUUGAGCGACUACAGGUUCUUCUGGGCACCAAACAUGAACUGGAAGAAGGAUUUUCAUGGACUCUUCUUCAACAUUGUGAUGUUAGCGGUGAUAAUUCGCUUAGNACCAAACAUGAACUGGAAGAAGGAUUUUCAUGGACUCUUCUUCAACAUUGUGAUGUUAGCGGUGAUAAUUCUCUUAGUGGUGCUCCCCUAAAGGUUGAAUGUAACUCCAAGUUAGCUGUUGCAUUGUCUAUUAUGGAUGAGUGCUUUCUGCCAGUUACUGACGAGAGAAGUGGGAUCAGUAUGAUUCAUAAUGUUGUCUACAGCUGUGGGUAA